GUGACCAAGCUAUCACGAGGUGAGUAGCAUUGUAAGCAUAAUUAAUAGCGAUAUACUUCAGUUUGUCUGUGUGUUUUUGUAUGCAAGCGGGUCUGCUGCGGUCUGCUGACAGUCCAAAAUGGCGGCGGUAGGACGAAACCAUGGGCGAGUCUGUUGCUAUGGGGCGUUCUAUUGAGUUUCGCCUCUUGGCAUCCAUACUCUUUGAUGUACUGUCAUCGUGUAGGACGUCAGCGGAAGUUCCGGCCUGUAUGGAUUUCGUCGUGUGAGGCAGUUAAGAGGUUACCGGUACUCGGUCAGCGUCACCUGUAUACUCAACUGUAUACUCCCUCGGACUCGGACACUAUUUAUUUCGAAGACAGCAUCCAGGAUGGACGACUGUCCCCAACAAACGCCGCUGUUUACCUUCGGUGUGAUAGCUGACAUUCAGUACGCAGACCUUGACGACGGAUACAAUUAUUCCCGGACGAAGAGGCGGUACUACCGGAGCAGCCUCCAGCUGCUGAGGCAAGCCCAGGAUAGUUGGUCAGAGUCGGCUGUCAAACCCGAGUUUAUCCUCCAGCUGGGAGACAUUAUCGACGGCUUCAACAAGGGCCCCGGCGCGUCAGACCGAGCGCUGGACACCGUGCUGAGAGAGUUCAGCUCCAGCCCCGUGGAGGUCCACCAUGUGUGGGGGAACCACGAGUUUUAUAACUUCAGCAGGAGCGCGCUGCUGCGUUCAAAGCUCAACAGCACACCGCACACUGACGGGAGCCUGAGUGGAGCCCGGCCCGGCAGUGACAUCUAUGCCUACAGCUUCAGCCCGUUCCCCGGCUUUACAUUUGUGGUCCUGGAUGCGUACGAUGUGAGCCUGCUGGGCAGAGACAAGUCCAGCGGACAGUACAGCGAGGCUCUGACUUUGAUAAGACAGUACAACAACAACGAGGAUCUCAACUGUCCCCCAGUGGCUGAGAGCCUGUUGCAGAGGUUUACAAUGUUCAACGGUGGUUUCAGUAAGGACCAGCUGGACUGGCUAGAUUCUGUUCUGUCCUCAGCCGACAAUAAACAGGAAAGAGUCACAAUUGUCAGUCACCUCCCUGUCCACCCCUACUCCACAGAACCCGUCUGCCUCGCUUGGAACUUUGAUGAGCUCUUGGCCAUCAUACAAUCCCACAGCAGUGUGGUGUGUUUCAUGGCUGGACAUGACCACGACGGUGGAUACUACCUAGAUAAAACCAUGGGAGUGCACCACCUGACGUUAGAAGGGGUGAUCGAGACUCCACCCAACAGUAACGCCUUCGGCACGGUGUCUGUGUAUGAGGACAGGAUGGUGCUGAAAGGCAACGGGAGGAUUCGAGAUCGAGUGCUUCUGUUUCCAUGCCAAAGUGACACAGGUCAUAGGGCAACAUGACACAUGCUGUAAUUCAGAUGCUGUCAAGGCAAUAUUUUUUUAUUUAGAGAGGUAUAUUCUGGACUGGGACAUUUAGAGGAUGUUUGUCACAUUCUUUGGAGAAGUCAGGGAAUUUUACACAGGUCACUUUACAAGAAAGAAAAUCUCCCAUGACACAGGCUUUCCUGUGUUUUUCUCAGAUGAAAAAAAAAUUUAAUAUUACCUCACUUCUGUAAUGGUACUUUAACUUUCCUUUCUUUUAGUUAUAUUAAAGAUGGGAACACUUUCGAAAGUUAACCACUGACAACUAUUACAAAAACACACACCCACAUAUACUCUGUUUUUGUAGAUGAUGCUUGUUAUGUUCACUUACCUCAAAUAAUUUAUUGCACUUAUCAGUUUUUAUUAUUGAUAAUCCUGACAGAGCUGAAACUUCUGUAUAUCUUAUUAUACACUGGUUGUGUUUAAGUUGGAGGUUUAAAUUUUGCAUUUUUUACACACAUAUUUUAAAAAGAAAGUUUCUUGCAAUUGCUGCCUUUUUGCAUGUUGCAUAUUGCACACAAGUGAUUUUAACAUAUUAUUUGCUGAGUACUGUAUUGUGCAGAGUAGUGAGAAAUUUGAUUGGUGCAGUGUACUGCUAAUUAUCACUGAUAUAUUACCCAGCUUUUAGGUGAGAAGAUCAGCAAUGUAAAACAAUGCAACUGGUAAUAAAAUCUUUACACCAGCAGUAGUUGCACAUCUGUGUCUGGCCGAAUAUCCCAUCCACAUCUCUGGCAUCUUAUGCUGCAUUCAAGUUUAAAGAAAAGUGGUGGUGGCUUCAAGCAUUCUGUUAGGGCUUUGUAUUGGCAAUGAGCUGAUAAUACAAUACAUAUCACUAUAUAGGGGUUAUAUUUCAAUUUGAAUAUAUUGCUGUAAGCAAAGGCAUAUUGCAAUUUAAAAAAACAAAUUUUAGGAGCUAGCAGUGCCCCCUUUAUAACUGCCUGUUUCAUAGGCUUGUGUUCUGUCCCAGCUGGCCAGCAGCGUUGUUAGACAUUGAUACUUGGUUGAAAUUAGGUUGUGAUGUUGGAUGACUAAAAUUCAAUGUCAGGUCUAAUGCCAGCAUCAAUUUGAUGUAGAAUUUGAGCAGACAAACAAACAGAUGAC
This is a messenger RNA of Epinephelus fuscoguttatus (brown-marbled grouper), 2509 nucleotides long. RefSeq names its product ADP-ribose/CDP-alcohol diphosphatase, manganese-dependent (gene adprm). The record is from RefSeq and is a predicted model, not a curated record. Gene Ontology annotation, molecular function: ADP-ribose diphosphatase activity; manganese ion binding; CDP-glycerol diphosphatase activity. Bases 368 to 1387 code for a protein of 339 amino acids. NCBI's taxonomy places the organism in Eukaryota, Metazoa, Chordata, Actinopteri, Perciformes, Serranidae. The transcript is spliced from 3 exons.